CCGUAAAUCUGCUGUACCCGUCUUCGUAAAUCCGCGAGUUAAACCCGUAUAUCUUUGGCAUCGAUCGCGAGUCCCCCUUACUGCUGCUGGAGGAACCUUUCCUCUACAAUAAAUCAACCAGUCUUGGAGUUGUUUUCUAUUCAAAGAAGUGACAAAUACCAGGUUAAGAAGGUUGACGUGACCGGCUUCAGGAAUGGCAGUGUUUUCGCCGACAUGGAAGUCAUUUCAUCCCUCAAUGAUUCAAAAAACAAAGAGUUCGCUUCCACUUCAAUACAAAAUAUACUAAACGAAAACCUCUACAGCCCAGAACAAAAAACCCUAAAUGGAAUAGCCAUAGCAAACUUCAGCUUUAAAGAGUCACCGCCUUCUCCACUGAACCUGAAAAGCGUAGAAAUCAAAGCAACUAGUGUGUCUUUGUCAUGGGAACCUCCCAAGUAUCACCAAGUGUAUAGUAUCACUGGGUACAGACUGCAACAGAGAAAGGUCGGCAGAAUGCAGUGGGUACGGGGGCCAGUAGCCAAUCAGUACACAGGAAAGGUUGAAGAUCUCCAGCCAGAUACUGACUAUGAAGUGAUGGUAGCUGCACGUAAUGAGUAUGGGGAGAUGGGAAGUGAAAUAAUAUCUGUGAAAACAAAAGCUGACAUGACUGCGAUAAUAGUGAUCAGUGUAGUUAUUCCAGUCGUUUUGCUAGUGGUUCUGAUAAUUGGUUUCCUGGUUUGCUGGAGACAGAGACGUAAGCGAUUACAGAUAGAAGAACAGCUAGCCUUGGAGCAGAUAAACAGAAACGACUUAGCAAAGAUAAAAGCAAUGGAAAUGACAGAAUAUCUUCAUUUUAGUCCAGAAACAAUAGUUGGACUUGAAAACGAAUUAUUCGCCAAAAAAUGGAAGGAGAUUCCUCGAGAUUGUGUGGAGUUCAUUGGCGAACUUGGGUCUGGUGCAUUUGGUGAGGUGAAGAAAGGAAAGUUGAUAAGUGAAGAGAAGUCCUCAUACUGUGCCAUCAAGAUGCUGAAAGCACAAGCGACACAAAUUGAACUACGUGACUUGGUGAACGAGCUGAAUAUUAUGGCGAGUGUAGGCGAACACCCUAAUAUUGUACAUCUGAUUGGAGCCUGUUCUAUUGACGGUCCUCUGUGGCUUAUCCUAAGAUUGGCUGAGAAUGGUUCCCUUAUCAAUUAUCUUCAAUCCCAUCGUCCUGAGGACUUCCAUGAAUACGAGGACGACAUCGAUAGCGCAGCAAACGUUGGGAUACCUUGCAUGGAGAAAAUCAAGUUUGCGUUGGGAAUAGCUAAGGGAAUGAAUCAUCUGGCCGAGAAAAGGUGUGUGCACAGAGAUUUAGCAGCCCGUAAUGUUUUACUUGACCUAUACAACAAUCCAAUGGUAUCUGACUUUGGGCUGUCACGUGAUGUGUACGAGAGCGGUCAAUACGAGAAGACAUCUAUGGGUAAGUUACCCGUCAAAUGGAUGGCUAUGGAAUCCCUGGAUGACAUGAUAUUCACUGUCAAGAGUGAUGUCUGGUCGUUUGGCGUAGUGAUAUGGGAAAUUGAAACUCUAGGUAAACUUCCCUAUCCUGGUCUGAAUGGAAUGGAAUUAUUGUUGCAACUGAAGAACGGGUUUCGGUUAUACAAGACGAAAGACUKCUUGGAUGAAGUUUAUCGUAUAAUGGAAGACUGUUGGAAAGAAAACCCGAAAGAUCGACCAACAUUUAGCGAACUGGUAGAACGAUUGACACACUUACUAGAGAUAUACGCAGAAUAUUUAAUUAUACAGUCAACGAAAGAAUCAAACGAAGAAAAUCAAGAGUCCUUAUCAUGAUCCAUUAUAUACACAUCAGAAAUAGUUCUGUAGGGUAUCUAUUGUCGAUUCAUGGGACGCCUGCAGAAAGGUGGUGGUCAGGUUCAAGGUGUGAUUGGUUCAGCGACUGUCGUUAUUUCGUACCGUGACCGUGUCUUUUCGAGGAUAUGCGAAAUCUACUCUAUGUCAACGAUGACAUUCUUAGAGACUUGGCAAUACAAUGUAAAUAUGUCGUGAGAUUUUGGUAUCGAGGUGAAGUCCUCUCUCUGCUUUGGAAUCUUUCCUCCGUCCAAUAUCAAUGCAAAAAUAUUACCUAGAUCGAAUCCAGCCUACAUAGUGGAAAUGACGUCCAUGAUCGAGUCUAUGACGUCAUAUCUUUCCUGCCAUCCAACACGGUAUACCUCGUACUUAAAUGUAUAUAUAUGCGCAAAUUAAUGCUAAAAAUAAAUUAAAUAUUUCUUACCUUUAUUUGAAA
Messenger RNA from Actinia tenebrosa (Australian red waratah sea anemone), 2266 nucleotides. Its product is annotated as fibroblast growth factor receptor 2. Gene Ontology annotation, cellular component: signaling receptor complex; plasma membrane. The record is from RefSeq and is a predicted model, not a curated record. Gene Ontology annotation, biological process: multicellular organism development; protein phosphorylation; positive regulation of kinase activity. Lineage: Eukaryota; Metazoa; Cnidaria; Anthozoa; Actiniaria; Actiniidae. Gene Ontology annotation, molecular function: protein binding; ATP binding; transmembrane receptor protein tyrosine kinase activity.